AUGGAUGCCGAGUCGAAGAAUCAGCAGAAGAGUCACGGUUACCAAGAGAAUAUUAGGAAUCGCUUCUGGUUUUUGGAGAAAGGCGGAAUCUUUCACGUCUCAAGAAAAUGCAGCCACACGUCAGAAAGUGGAAUCUAUCGUAAAAUCGCCGGAAAAUCGAUCAAUGAUGCAGAGCCCAAAACCAAUGAAAUUCAAAGCUUCAAAACCAAUAGUUCGAAAGUGCAGAUUCGAAUUAUUCCACAGUCAACAACCCAGCAGCAGAUAAAAUCGCGAAACAUUGCUACCAAUAACCAAUUUUUUAAAAUACUCCCGAAGGCACCUAUGGCAUCUUCAGUUUCCCUGAAUAAUAAUCAAUAUUUUGGGUCUUGGAUCAAGGUAAAAAAUCCUCACUUACCGGAAGCGACAGCUGUUGCCAAAUCAGGAAAGUCAAAGCUCUCGUUUCUCCAAGCGGAUUCCACCAAAAAGAUAUCCAUAAAAUGCCUACAGAACAUAAUUAUUCGAAAUUAG
Molecule: messenger RNA, 507 nt
Organism: Drosophila suzukii
Lineage: Eukaryota; Metazoa; Arthropoda; Insecta; Diptera; Drosophilidae
Source: RefSeq, a predicted model, not a curated record